Molecule: messenger RNA, 789 nt
Organism: Helobdella robusta
Lineage: Eukaryota; Metazoa; Annelida; Clitellata; Rhynchobdellida; Glossiphoniidae
Exons: 2
Coding region: 1-789 (262 amino acids)
Source: RefSeq, a predicted model, not a curated record
AUGGCAGCACCUAUGGACGAUAGUACAGCUGAUGCCCCAGCUAUUCCUGUUGGCUUGAAGAAAAUCCUGAUAAAAGAUCGUGAGUUUAUAAAUGUUGCCAACUCAUGGGUCGACAAGUGGACCAGUAUAAAUGAUCACAAAACGCAGAACGCGUACUGGUUUAUCAAGAGUUUAGCAGCAGGCGCUUUUAUCGCGAAUCAGGGGACUUGUUUCGAGACAGGCCAAUGCUUCUUGGAAUGUAUAUGCCAGGCUGUUCUCCAACUUAGGUGGGAUGAGGUAGUCGUUGGACAACCAGGUACAGCAUAUGAGAAAUAUCCAUCACACGAAGUGAUCUUUGUAGAAGAAAAAGUACUGAAACAUAAAUAUGUUCCUCUCAUUCCAUUAGCCAAAUCAAUCAUUCGCAUGAUUAUUGCUCACGAUCUUUAUGACAUCCCUGAAUCAAAGGGAAAGGAUCCAAAGAAAAUCGAAUCUUUGGAGAAAAAGUUCAGGGCACUAAAAGCUGCUGUAGGUAGCCUGUAUACCGAGGCAGUCAGUUGGAGGGACAUCUUAUAUACGAAAAAGGUAAAAUUCGUAAACCAGAAAGUAUCAAGUGCCCUUUGGAAUAGGAUUGGUGCAAAAGGGUCUAACUGUCCGUUCUCUGUCAGAACGAAAUUCGGAAAGCAAACGAACAUAGUUGCGCUCUUUAAAAAAACCACAAAAUUAUAUGGAAAAUUGGCAUCCUCAAAAGGAACCAAAUCUAGAGAAAUUAGACAUUUUAUUGUUUUUUUUUUUAAGAAAACAUAUUCUUAA